AUGUCUCAAUUGCAGAAAAGUGAUCGUGUUGAUGAAUUGAGUAACACUGUAGAUAAAGCUGUAAGUUUUCUUUAACAUUGAUGUUCUUUAAAAUUUUCCAGUUUUGUUUUGAUUAGUUAUGAAAAAUGUUUCGUUUUCAUUCAAAAUAUUACAAACAUAUGAUGACGAAGUACAUUGGUAGGCUGGCAUCAAAAACAGAUAGCCAAACCACAUUACACUAUUGAAGAAGAGAAGAGCAUCAAAGUUUCGCAAAUCAAUGGGCGGAUCUGUGUUGUUUCCUCCCUCAUUCUAUCCUUUCUUUUCUUUUAUUUUUAUCCUCAUUUUGCCCUUCUCUUCCUUCAUUUUCCCGAUCUGUUUUUAUUUAAUAAAAACAAUGAUUGUUCUUCUUAUCAUACAGAAAUAUUUUCAGAUGGCUGACGAAGCUGGAGAUGAUGCUCAGCGCAAAGCUGAGGAGCGCGAGCGCAAGAAGGCCGAAGUUCGCAAACGACUUGAAGAAGCCGGUAACAAGAAGAAGGCCAAGAAAGGUUUCUUGACACCAGAAAGAAAGAAGAAGCUUAGAGUGAGUGAUUUUGAAUUGAAACUCUUUUAGACAAUUUAUUUGUUUUCAGAAGCUUCUCAUGGUAAAAGCCGCUGAAGAUCUUAAGCGUCAACAAUUAUUGAAAGAACAAGAACGUCAAAAGGCUCUUGCUGAUAGAACCGUCCCAUUGCCAAAUGUUGAUUCCAUUGAUAAUCACGGUAUUUUAAGAUCUUCUAAAAAUAUAUCACACAUAUCAAAUUUCAGAUCAACUUUCCAAGAUCUACGGAGAGUUGUUUGAUCGUUUGUGUCAACUCGAAGAAGAGAAAUAUGAUAUCAACGCGUUUGUCACCAACACUGAAUCCGAAAUCAACUCAUUGACCAUUCAAGUCAAUGAUCUUCGCGGUAAAUUGUAAGUUUAUCAAAACGAAUUUUUUGUUUGAAUUUCCUUAACUCAAAAUUUUUAGCGUGAAACCAUCAUUGAAGAAGGUGUCGAAAUAUGACAACAAAUUCAAGAAGAGCGGAGAAGCCAAAUCUGGAGGUGAUUUCCGUGCCAAUCUUAAGAUCGUUAAGAAAGACGUCAUGGAAGAAAUCACCAAUGUUGUUAGUUUUUUUUUCCUUUUAAUUUCUCCGAGUGUGUUUUCUAAACAAUUUCAAAAUUGUUUCUUUCAGAAGAAGAAGGACGACAAGCCAGAAUGGUCCAAGAAAAACAAGGAGAAGGUAGCUGAACCAGAACCAGAGCGUGAAAUUGAAGUUGAACAACCAGAUGCGGCUGAACCAGAAGCUGGUAUGUUUCUAUUUAUUUUUGAUUGAUUUCUCCAUUUCACUAUGAUUUUCAGAAGAAGAAGGAGAAGAAGCUGGAGAGGAAGAAGAAGAGGAGGAAGAAUAA
This is a messenger RNA of Caenorhabditis angaria, 1403 nucleotides long. The record is from the annotation of a GenBank genome assembly. Lineage: Eukaryota; Metazoa; Nematoda; Chromadorea; Rhabditida; Rhabditidae.